Messenger RNA from Dermatophagoides pteronyssinus (European house dust mite), 5053 nucleotides. RefSeq names its product clustered mitochondria protein homolog (gene clu). Gene Ontology annotation, biological process: intracellular distribution of mitochondria; organelle organization. Gene Ontology annotation, cellular component: cytoplasm. Gene Ontology annotation, molecular function: protein binding; mRNA binding. Lineage: Eukaryota; Metazoa; Arthropoda; Arachnida; Sarcoptiformes; Pyroglyphidae. The record is from RefSeq and is a predicted model, not a curated record.
UAAAGUUUAAUUAAUCGUUUUUUUAAAUAGAAAUUCUUUGCUGUUUUGGCUGAAAAAUUAUUUACACAACAUUCAGACACUUUUACAAGCACUUUAACCCUUUUUUUACAAAAAUAAAAACUGAAUCCAAUAAUUCAAGUGAUAAAAUCUAUUUGUACAAUCAUAAUGCCUUCAGCAUGUAGUACUGAUCCUCCUCCUUCAUCAUCAUCGACAACAACAACAACAGAAUCAGAAUCAUCAUCAUCAUCAACAACAACAUUAAAUGGUGAAUCAAAUGGUAAUGGUCAAACAUUAUCGAAUGAUUUAAUAACCAGUCAAAAUGGUAAUAAUCAUCAUUCAUCAACAACAACAACAACAAAAAUGGUAACAACAAAUGGUGAUGGUUUUACCGAAGAAGAUGUUGAUGAUGAAUUACCAUCAAUUGUUAAUAAUAAUACUGCCAAUGAUCAACAAGUAAAAAAUGAUGAUGACAUUGAUGAUAUUGAUGGUAAAUCAUCAAAACCAUCAUCAGCAAAUAUUAUUGAUGAAAGUUUUGUAUUAAUUCAUGAUAAUAGUUUUAAUAUUAAAUUAUCGGCACCGGGUAUCGAAACAUUUGAUCUACAAGUUAGUCCAGUAGAAUUGGUACAAGAAAUUAAUCAUCAAUUAAUUGAUCGUGAAGAUACUUGUCAUCGUACUUGUUUUUCAUUACAAUUGGACGGUGUAACAUUGGAUAAUUUUUCCGAAUUAAAAAAUAUUGAUGGUCUCAAAGAAGGUUCAAUGAUUCGUGUUAUUGAAGAACCAUAUACUGUUCGUGAAGCUCGAAUUCAUGUACGUCAUGUACGAGAUCUUUUAAAAUCAUUGGAUAUGUCUGAUUCAUAUAAUGGUGUUGAUUGUAAUUCAUUAUCAUUUAUGAAUAUUAUUGCUCAAAAUGAUCUUUCCGAUAUAAAGAAAACAAAUAAAUCAUUACGAUCAGAUUUAUUGGAUUGUCUUCCACCUGAUUAUGUUCUUCCAAUUACUGAUCAAUCAAACAAUAAUAAUGGUAAUAAUAAUAAUAAUAAUAAUAAUAAUGUAAAUAAUCAAUCGGUGACCAAUAAUAAUUCGAUCAAUAAUACUAAUGGUAAUAAUAAUAAUAAUAUCAAUCAAAAUAAUAAUAAUCAACAAGGAUUAGGGAUCAAUAAAGGUUGUGAUGUUCAAUUAACACCAUUAGAGCCACAAAUCAAAGAUCUUCCAAAAACACCAUCUGCCUUGAAAGUUCUUACAGCAUCCGGUUGGAAUCCACCACCUGGUCAUAGAAAAUUACGUGGUGAUUUAAUGUAUCUUUAUGUAGUUACAUUGGAAGAAAAACGAUUUCAUAUCACAUCAUCAACACGUGGUUUUUAUGUAAAUCUUUCUACUGAUGAAGUGUUCAAUCCAAAACCAUCGAAUCCGAAAUUAAUUUUUCAUUCAUUGGUUGAAUUACUAAGUCAUAUAAGUGCCGCUUUCAAACGUAAUUAUUCAAUUAUACAGAAACGUCGUUAUCAACGACAUCCAUUUGAACGUUUAGUUACACCAUAUCAGGUUUAUACUUGGGCAGCACCACAAAUUGAUCAUACUGUUGAUUCGAUUCGUGCUGAAGAUGCUUUUUCAUCAAAACUUGGAUAUGAAGAACAUAUGCCCGGUCAAACAAGAGAUUGGAAUGAAGAAUUACAAACAACAAGAGAAUUGCCAAGAAAAACUCUUUCCGAACGUAUUAUUCGUGAAAGAGCUAUUUUUAAAGUUCAUUCGGAUUUUGUUGCAGCCGCUACACGUGGUGCAAUGGCUGUUGUUGAUGGAAAUGUAUUGGCUUUAAAUCCAAACGAAGAUACAAAAAUGCAAAUGUUUAUUUGGAAUAAUAUUUUUUUCUCAUUAGGAUUCGAUGUUCGUGAUCAUUAUAAAGAAGUGGGUGGUGAUGCUGCCGCUUAUGCUGCACCAUCCAAUGAUUUACAUGGUGUACGUGCCUAUUCAUCACUUAAUAUCGAUGGUCUUUAUACAUUAGCUACGGCUGUUGUUGAUUAUAAAGGUUAUCGUGUUACUGCUCAAAGUAUAAUUCCUGGAAUACUCGAACGUGAUCAAGAACAAUCGGUUGUAUAUGGAUCUAUUGAUUUUGGUAAAAAUGUUGUAUCACAUCCAAAAUAUUUGGAAUUGCUUAAAAAAGCCGGUUCUGUAUUGAAAAUUGUUCCACAUAAAGUGAUUAGUCAAGGUGGUGAAAUGGUAGAGAUUUGUUCAUCGGUCGAAUGUAAAGGAAUUAUCGGUAAUGAUGGACGACAUUAUAUAUUGGAUUUGUUACGAACAUUUCCACCGGAUCCACAUUAUGUAUUGAACGAUGGUGAAGAAUUAAGUCAAGAAAUGCGUGAUGCUGGUUAUCCACGUCGUCAUAAACAUAAACUAUCAUCAUUACGUCAAGAGCUUAUUGAUGCAUUUUUUGAAUCACGUUAUUUAUUAUUCAUUCGAAUGGCUUCAUUCUAUCUGCAACAAUCUGAUACGGAUAAUAAACUUGGAUUACUUAAUAAAAAUAAACAACAAGCACAAAUUGAAUCUCAAUCAAAAUCCGAUAUUGAUAAUGAUGAUGAUGAAAAGAAAACUGUCAAUGAAGAAGAAACGAAUAAAGAUGAUACAAAACAAGAAUCAUCCACUACAUCAGACAAAAAAGAUGAUGAAAUAUCAAAGGAUUAUGAAAAGAUUGCCGAAAAAAUUGUAUCACCAGCCAAAAUUGCCAAUCAAAUGGAUGAAAAAACAACAGCAAAUGUAUCGACUUCUACCGAAAAUGAAACAAUUGUAAAUGAAAAUGAACAACAUAAUACGAAAGAAAUUAUUCGAAAAGCUGCUAACGAUGUUGGAUCGUUAAGUGAUUGUGAAUUUGAUGUUCGUUUUAAUCCGGAUAUUUUUUCACCUGGUGUUGUUCACGCUGAUAGCGAUUCCGAAACAUUCAAAAGGCAAAAACAAUUGAUUAAAGAUGCAGCCGAAUUUUUAGUGAAAAUACAGAUUCCAACUUUGGUACGAGAAUUGUUAGACCAUUCAAUAUAUCUAUACGAUGGUUUGACAUUGACCGAUGCUUUCCGUUCGCGUGGAAUCAACAUUAGAUAUUUGGGUAAAUUUACCGAAAUUCUUUCCAAACAACAAUCAUUGGAUUAUGCUAUGUCAAUUGCUGUUUGCGAGUUAAUUUGUCGUUCAAUCAAACAUAUGUUUGUCAAUUAUAUGCAAAGUGUUGAAGUUGUUUACAUGGCAACAGCCAUCAGUCAUUUUUUGAAUUGUUUCCUUUCAUCGACAGUCACACAACCAUCAAUCAUCGAUGAAAUAGGCAAACAUUCAAAACGAAGAGGAAAAAAAUUCCGAAAUGGUCGUAUGGUGAUUUCACCGAAUGAAAAUGGUGCCGGAAAAAAUGUUAUUGAUCGACAAAGUUUUGAUUGGCUUUCAUUGACACCGAAAUCAUUUUGGACACAAUUACGUAACGAAAUGGAUAGUUAUUAUGGUUGGAUUGCACCGAAAGAUAUUGAUUCAGUGGAAUCAUUAUUAUAUCGAUAUUCAAUACAAAAAAUUUCUUUACUUCGUAUUGUUUGUAUUCGUACUGGCAUACAGGUUUUGCUUCGUGAAUAUAAUUUUGAUCAUAAAAGUCGUCCAGCAUUUACUGAUGAUGAUAUAUUGAAUGUUUUUCCAAUUGUCAAACAUAUUUCACCACGUGCUAAUGAUGCAUAUAAUUUAUUUCAAAAUGGACAACGAAAAAUUUCGGAAGGAAAUAUUCGUGAUGGAUAUGAUUAUAUUUCUGAAGCCUUAAAUCUAUUCAAUAGUGUUUAUGGUCCAUUACAUCCGGAUAUUGUACAAUGUCUUCGAUUAUUGGGUCGUAUCAAUUAUGUACUUGGUGAUUAUAGUGAAGCAUGUUCAUAUCAACAGAAGGCUGUUCUAAUGAGUGAAAAAGUUAAUGGAAUUGAUCAUCCACAUACCAUUACUGAAUACAAUUUUCUUGCCUUAUAUAGUUUUGCUAAUUCACAAAUAUCAGCUGCAUUAAAAUUUUUAUAUCGUACACGUUAUUUACUUUCAUUGAUUCAUAGUCAAAAUCAUCCGGAAAUGGCCAUUAUUGAUAGCAAUAUUGGUCUUAUAUUACAUGCUAUUGGUGAAUAUGAUUAUUCAUUACGUUUUUUGGAACAUGCUUUACAAUUGAAUCUACGAUAUUUUGGAAAAAGAAAUUUAAAAGUAGCAUUAAGUUAUCAUCUUUUGGCACGAACAUUAAGUUGUAUGGGUGAUUUUCGUGGUGCAUUGAAUAAUGAAAAAGAAACCUAUAUGAUUUAUAAAAAAGAAUUGGGUGAAAAUCAUGAAAAAACUAAAGAAAGUUCCGAUUGUUUACGACAUCUAACUAAUCAGGCUGUUGUAUUGCAGAAAAAAAUGAAUGAAAUUUAUAAAGGCAAUAUGAAUACAAUUAUACCGCCAAUACAGAUACAGCCACCAUCAAUUAAUUCGGUGAUGGAAUUAUUGAAUGUUAUAAAUGGUAUAUUAUUUUUGCAUAUAAGCGCACAAGAUGUAGAAAAUCUUCGUGAAUUGCAAACAAUAAAAACAAAACGGCAACAAAAUCAACAACAACAACAAUUAGAUCAAGAACAAGAACCGGCAUUACAAUUGAAUAAUGAUGAUUAUCAAGAAAAUCAACAACAACAAUCUAGCUCAAAAUCAACAAAUACUAACAAUACUAGUGACAAUAAUGAUUUGGAUAAUUUUAAUGAUAAUAAUAAUAGUGCAAUUACGGCUGCAUCUUCAUAAUCAACUGAGGAAGAACUGUGUCCAAUGAUUAUUUCUUUUUUUUCUCAAAUUACCAUUCACCACAUACACGUCUUGGCGUUUAUCAUCAGGGUCAUCAUUAUCAUCACGGAAUCGAUAAAUCAAAUCUCAUAUUGCUGCCACAUUUGAUCGAAAACAAUUUUUUUUACCACAAACAUUUAUUAUAAUCUUUCGUAUCAUUGUGAUUAUUUUUUCUUUUUACUCUUCUCUUCUAAAACCGGAAUUCGAUCAACACGAUUUGAAGAGGACAACAACAACAACAUCAAAAACCGAUGAAAUUCAAUUCAUU